This is a messenger RNA of Dimorphilus gyrociliatus, 5056 nucleotides long. Lineage: Eukaryota; Metazoa; Annelida; Polychaeta; Dinophilidae. The record is from the annotation of a GenBank genome assembly.
CAUUUCAAAAUUACGUGCAGCAGAAAUCAUAUUGAAACUCGACUCUUUGACUAUACAGGAAAAUAGACAUUAUAUUAGUUAAUAUAAUAUAUAUAUAUAACAACAGACAGAAAUAUACAUAUAUAUAUAUAUAUAUAUAUGUAUUUAUGCGAAAACUUUCAUUUAUAACAUCUACUUAACAACGUAAAAAACUCUUUUUUCUUAAUUUUUCGUAAGUUUUUGAUUUUUUUUAUCAUUUUUUUCCUUCUUUUAUUUUCUUUGAUAAAAAUUCUCUUUUUAAAAAGAAAAUAAAAAAAAUAACAAAGUAAACGUGGAAAAGUUUCUUAGUUCAUUAAUACAAGAUUCAGUGUUAUACUGUAUGUAUAGUAGUCUUGUACGUAAAUGGCUGGUAUGGUUGAGUGAGAGAAACAAUGCAAAAUAUGGUGAAACAUGUUUUUUUUUCUUCAUCAUACGUUAUAAUACGAACGUCGUUUAGUUAUGUUUACGAAAUUCUGUACACGAGCGUUAAUGCACUACAGGUUAUAGGAAACGAGAACCAAGGAAGUAAGGAGUUUGUCUAAUAUAUCAUCACGUGACGCGUAUAGUUGUAUUAUCUUUUAUAAAUGAAGAAAAUAAAUUCUUUUUAGUCUGUUUAGAAAUAAUUUCAAAUUUUGUCAUGUCUGGCAGGCUUUUUGUCCUUAUAAAGGCAACAUGGCGACGUAAAUAUAGAAAAGGGAAAAAAGCUAUUGGUCACGUGUUUAUGAUCUUUUGUUAGGAUGCUUUGAGAGUUGGCUCUAAAAUAGAAUGAAUUGGGUGCGCGUGUAAGAUCGCGUGGUGUUUAAAAGAAAAAUUUAAGUGCGACAAAUAUCAAUGUAUAAAAUUGUGAUUGAAGCCAACAUAGCUUCACGUGACUGGUUUAGAUGUUCAAAUGUAGCCCUACUUCACACGCUCUUGUCACAACAACGCUAUUUAUGACGCUUUUAUUUUAUAACGUAUUAGAAUAAAAAUAUGUGAACCUUCUUCUUUUUUAUACUAAUAAAAAUAUUUAAGAUAAGAAAAUUUUCUUCCCUCAAUAACCUACUAAUAUUUACAAAGAGAACCCAUCACUACCUAUCCCUAGGCUAAAUGAUAAAGAGUGGCGGGAGAAAACAGCCUCGGACUAUAGUUUUUCUAUUUAUACGAUAGAAAAAAGGGUUAAAGAGAGAGAGAGAGAAAGAGAGAGAGAGAGAGAGACAUGAUUGGGAGGGGGUAAAGAGUGAAAAGGGAAGAGAGAGAGAGGAAGAGAAAAAACCUACAAAUUUACCACAAAAUUCGACGAACCGUUAAUGACGAAGCAGAGCGAUAAAUACCGAUAAGGCGGGACAGUUUUAUCAUUAUUCGGCAUUCCUCUGCCGUAAACACAUAGUUUUGAGAAGAGCGAAGAGGAAUGUUGCCGGUUGUUUAUAUAACGAGUAUGAUUAUAAUCAUACACUCAUAUUUUGCAGAUUAAUUUAUUAAUUAAACGCAAUCCAAAAUCAAGCACAAAUUUAAUUAAAAUGUUUAUAAUUAUAGCAAUAUACUUUUUAUAUGUAUUACUAAAUUGGAAGAGCUUGUUGUAUAUACUAUGUACAAGUACAGACAAAAUAGGCGAGAACUAGUUUUCCAGAGCAGAAUCCUGCCGCCAAUUCGUACUCUGUUUAUUUGCGGUGUUAAGUAGCAAAAUGUUUACGCCGUAGAACAUUUCGGGUGAAAGAAGCGCCACCUCGUGAAAGGUUUGUCGUCCUUUUCCGCCAGUUUGUAGACGAGGAGCGACGAGUGAACUAUUGUGAAAAUUCUCUCUACAAAUAAUUACAUUAAUUUCAUCUUAUAAGGAUUCAGUACGAAUAGAUAAUAAUCAGGCAACGUAUUCUCAUAGCUAUUAAGCUAAAUAUCUACCAUUCUCGGCAAUGUUCUAAACAUAUUCCUUUAAAAAAUUGGAUAAUAUUGGAGCUAUUAAAGAGUUGUUUUUUAAAAAAAAAAAAGAAACAACGAUUGAUAACGGUAAACUGUAUGUUUCUUUUUUAUUAUUAUAUUUCAUUUAUUUAUUAAAAUUUCACUAUUUCUACUAGUUUUUUAGUGUUAGUAUUUUUUUUAAAAAAAACAAUUAUGCCAAAGAGAAAUAGAAAAAAAAAUAGUUUAAUUCUAAGAAGCUUAAUAUUUUCACCGGAUUUUAUUCACUUUCUUUGUGUUCCUGCAUUAAUGCUAUUAAGCAAGAACAAACCGAGAAUCGGAAGUGACGUGUAAUAAUAACUAUUACGAAAUAUAGCUUGAAAGAAGAAAUGGAAAGCCAAGUUUGUUUGGAGAAAAAAAUAAAAAAAAAGUUUCUUUUUUUAUCAUUUAAGAAGAUUUAAAAGCAAAUGAAUAAGAUUCCGAUUGAAAUAGUAAAAAGAGAGAAGAGAUUGAAAAUGAGAGAGAGAGAGAGAGAGAGAGAGAGAGAAAGUCAUGAUAGGAAUUCUGUAUACAUAAUUAUCUUUUACCUAAAAAAAACCUCCUUGUAAUCGUUAUACUCAAUUCAUCAUGUUAUUCAAAUAAAACCUGGUAGGAUUUUUAUGCAAAUAUGUGACUUUGUACUGGUUCGUCAUGAAUUAUCAUCACAGUUGCAUUCAUCUUUAGAGUUUAGAAAGACCAUGCCUCCAUAUGUAAUGUAUUUGCGCUGAACCCGUAAAUCCUUAUAGAUCUUAUAUAUCCAAGCCGUUUACCCAAUUUUAUGUAAUUUUCUAUUACUCUAUUUUAUAAGUAUAAAAGAUAUGUUUACUAUCCACUAAUAGAUAAAACAGGUAAGAACAUAUAGGUUAAUUAUUUGAGUGUAAAUUGAUGAACGUUGUAUAACAUCUUGACAGAAUAAGGAUUUGUCGACAGGUUGACGUCGUGAAUAUUAAUUAAAGAGAUGAGUGUCGUCUACUGGAAGAUCGUCAAUGGAACCCUAGUUCCGAUAGCAGCCGGAAGUCCGUUAACGCCGUUAAUUACUGCUCAAAUGACUGCCGGAUGGCCAUAUUUGGCAAUGGCAAAUAGAUUUUUGAAGGCUCCGAGUAACGCUAAACCAGUAAAAUGUGAAGCUUGCGAAAUUACAUUAAAUUCCGAACGUCAGGCCAAACAACAUUUUGAAGGCGUCAAACAUUUGAAACAAUUACAAAAGAAAAAAAUGCCUUUACCGCCCGAACUGGAAGAGAAAUUGAAUAAAUACAACGAAAAGAAUUCCAAACGCCGGCGGCAAGAAUCCAGACAUAAAGGAAAGCCUAUGGAAGAAGAAGAGGGAAUCAAGGACAGAAAGCGAGAGGAAAAGCUUCUCUCAAAAGAUGAAAAUGAGAAUAGCGUAUCGGAAGUAGCAGAAACGAAUAAAGAGAUUGAGGAAGAGGAGGAAAAAGCCGUCGAUAAAGGACGCCUAAUUACUUGCAUCGAUGGUUCAUUUGACACUGAAAAUUGUAACGAACUCCGAACGAAAGAUAAUAAUUGCAAACUUCGCCUUUCUAAUAACACUGCUGGGAACUUCUAUAGCGCUCUAGAACAGAUUGCUGCCAAGAGAAUCAGAUUAGAUUACGAAAUAGGUAAGCCAAGUCUUGGCGAUUCCUAAUGGUUGUACUAAUUCGGUCCGGCAGACGGCGCACUUUAUUUUUUUUUGAAAGUAUCCUGCAGAUGGCAUAAAGUACUAUUAAGAAGAACCUUUCAGAUAACCUUAACUGUUCAAUAAACUGAUUAGGAUACUCGGUUAGAAGGGCUUAGAAUAAUAUUCAAAAAAAGACAUUUUUUGUGUCUAAUUAUUGAAGCAAUUAACACUAAUAACGAAUCUAAUCUUUAAUAAGUAAUCAUACAAUCAAGAGAGAUAAUUUAAACCAAAUUUUUCCUUACAAUUUUUGAUUUGUUCUAGGUAAUAUAUAGACAGUAUAUAUAUAAAUUAUAUAUAUAUAUAUAUAUACUAUAUAGUUGCUUUAUCGAUAACCUAUUUCACAUUUUUUAAAAUUAUUCAUAGAAAAAAAAAUCCAGAAAAGUGUUUGACAGAAACUCUGCCCACUCCAAUUACAUGCAUAUAAAUUAGACCUAAUUAAUUUUUUUUGGGUAUGUCAUGUGUUGUUUUUAUUCUUUUAUAUAUAUAUAUAUACUGUAUAUAUGCACUAUAUAUUAUAUAAGAUAUAUAAAGAGGAAUUAAAACAAACUGUACAAAACCUAAAAAAUAAUAAUAAAAUGUAGGCUGAAGUUUCGAACAUAUAGGAAUUUGUAAAAAAAAAAAAAAACAGAACUAUACAUAUAUAUAUAUAUUUAAUUAACUUUCUAACAAUUUACAACUUUUGGGGGAAUCUAUGCUAAAUCUGUGGAGUAAAGGAAUAAAAAAAACCAUAUAUAAAACAACAUUUAAAGACAAAUCUUUGUAUAUAUGGUUUUAAUUAAUUAAUCGCGUUAUUAAUUAAUUACAAUUUCUUUAUUUAUUCAUUAAUUAAUUAUUAUUUCUUUGAAUGUUUCCUAUAAUUUAAUUUAUUUAUUUAUAGUUUCUUUUUUAUUUUAAAUUUAAUUCAUUCUACAAAAAGAAACGACAAUUACGUCUUUGUAUACAAAUGUAUUACUAUGUGUAUUACUAUAUUUAUAAAUUGAUAUCUAUUCUUUAAUUUUUCUUUUCUAGGUGCUACAGAAUUAUCAGAACAAGCAUUGAACGAAGCUAUAGAAUAAUAAUAUAAAACUUAAACGGAGAGAAAACUUUUAUCUCGCAAAUAUUUCUAUUCUUUUUCUAUUAUUAUUAAAAAGGAAAGAAAGAAUCGAAUUGUAAAUAUAAACAUUUUCAUAAAUAAAAAUUUGAUCGGUACAAGCCUUCUUGUCUGUCUAAAAAUAUAUAUAUAUAUAUAAACAGUAUAUAACAUAUAUGUUUGUGGUUUUUUUUUCUAUUCAGGCCUAAUAUUUCGCUUCUGAAACAGGCGUAUUUGCGUAAUAAUUUUGUUAUUGUAUAAUUUCUACCGCCUGUAAUUUUUUACUAGGAUUAUAUCCGGAUAUUCUACUGUAAAAAAAAACCAGCAUGAAUAACAAAAGGUAUUAAAAUUUGCGACAUUUGCAGAUGUUUGUAGGGAAAUCUUUA